UGUCAAAAGACACACAGAAGAAUCAGGCCUCCAAAGGGGGUGCGCCCCCCAGUCUGAUCCCUCCUAUCAACUCCGCAGCCUCCGGGGCCCGCGGCGCGCUCCUGCACAGACUCUACCCGGAGACCUUGGCUCCCUCCCCGGGCCGCGCCCCGGGAUUCCCCCUCGCCCGCUCCCAGGCCCGGGAAACCGGCGGUGCAGCCGCUGGGGUUCGGGCCGUGGCGCUGCUCCCAGGCCUCACUUUCACUUUCGGUCCCGGGGUGGCGAGGCGAGAAAUUCUCUCCCUUGUGAGGCUUCUUCUGUCCCCCUCCUGCAAUGUGAAUUUUAAAAGAAUUGGAAAUUUAUGCUCUGAGAAUCAAGGUAGUUCGGGCAGGAAGAUGGUACCUCAGCCCCUCAAGUGGCCAUUUGCAAGCAUGUCAUUUCUACUUUCUUCACUGUUGACUCUCUUAGCUGUGUCAACUCCUUCACGGUGUCAGAGCAGUGACACUAUAUCUCCAAAAGCUAGCAACGGAUCUUCAUUUCCUUGGAACAAAAUGAGACUUCCGGAGUAUGUCAUCCCAGCUCAUUAUGAUCUCACGAUCCAUGCAAACCUCAGCACGUUGGCUUUCUGGGGCACCACAGAAAUAGAAAUCACAGCCAGCCAGCCCACCAGUGCCAUUAUCUUGCAUAGCCACAACCUACAGAUCUCCAAGGCCACCCUCAGGAAAGAAGCAGGUCAGGGGCCAUCUGAAGAACCACUGAGGGUCCUGGAAUACCCCCGUCAUGAACAAAUUGCUCUUUUAGCUCUGGAACCCUUCCUCGUUGGGCUCCCGUACACAGUUGUCAUCCACUACGCUGGCAAUCUCUCCGAGACUUUCCAUGGAUUCUAUAAAAGCACCUACAGAACCAAGCAGGGGGAAGUAAGGGUACUCGCAUCCACGCAGUUUGAACCAGUUGCAGCCAGAAUGGCCUUUCCCUGCUUUGAUGAACCAGCCUUCAAAGCGAGUUUCUCCAUCAAGGUCAGAAGGGAGCCGAGGCACAUGGCCAUUUCCAACAUGCCGUUGGUGAAAUCUGUGACUAUUGCUGAAGGACUCAUAGAAGACCACGUCGAUGUCACUGUGAAGAUGAGCACCUACCUGGUGGCCUUCAUUAUUUCAGAUUUCAAGUCUGUCAGCAAGAUGACCAAAAGUGGAGUCAAGGUCUCUGUGUAUGCCAUGCCAGAUAAGAUAAAGCAAGCAGAUUAUGCCCUGGAUGCUGCUGUGACUCUUCUAGAGUUUUAUGAAGAUUAUUUCAGUAUACCAUAUCCUUUACCCAAACAAGACCUUGCUGCUAUUCCUGACUUUCAGUCUGGUGCCAUGGAAAACUGGGGCCUGACAACAUACAGAGAAUCUGCUUUGUUGUUUGAUCCAGAAAAGUCUUCUGCAUCCAGUAAGCUUGGCAUCACAAUGACUGUAUCCCACGAACUUGCUCACCAGUGGUUUGGGAACCUGGUCACUAUGGAAUGGUGGAAUGAUCUUUGGCUAAAUGAAGGAUUUGCUAAGUUUAUGGAGUUCGUGUCUGUCAGUGUGACCCAUCCUGAACUGAAAGUUGAAGAUUAUUUCUUUGGCAAGUGUUUUAGUGCGAUGGAGUUUGAUGCCUUAAAUUCCUCACACCCUGUGUCCACACCUGUGGAGAAUCCUGCUCAGAUUCGGGAGAUGUUUGAUGAUGUUUCUUACGAAAAGGGUGCUUGUAUUCUGAAUAUGCUGAGGGAGUAUCUUAGUGCUGAUGUAUUUAAAAGUGGAAUUGUGCAGUAUCUCCAAAAGUACUCUUAUAAAAAUACAAAAAAUGAGGACCUGUGGAAUACGAUGGCCAGCAUUUGCCCGGGAGAUGGUACACAAACCACGGAUGGCUUCUGUUCCCAAAGCCAGCAUUCAUCUUCCUCCUCUCACUGGCGUCAGGAAGGUGUGGAUGUGAAGGCCAUGAUGAACACCUGGACGCUGCAGAAGGGCUUUCCCCUGAUAACCAUCACAGUGAAAGGGAGGAACGUGCACAUGGAGCAGGAACACUACAUGAAGGGGUCUGAUGGUGCCCCAGAAACUGGGUACUUAUGGCACGUUCCAUUGACAUUCACUACCAGCAAAUCAGACUCAGUCCAGAGAUUUUUGCUGAAGACUAAGACAGAUGUGCUCAUCCUCCCAGAAGCAGUGGAGUGGAUCAAAUUUAAUGUGGGAAUGAAUGGCUAUUACAUCGUGCAUUACGAGGAUGAUGGAUGGGAUUCUUUGACUGGGCUCUUAAAAAAGACACACACAGUGAUCAGCAGUAACGAUCGAGCGAGUCUCAUUAACAGUGCAUUUCAGCUUGUCAGCAUUGGAAAGCUAUCGAUUGAAAAAGCCUUGGAUUUAACCCUGUACUUGAAACAUGAAACUGAAAUCCUGCCUGUGUUCCAAGGGUUGAAUGAGCUGAUCCCUAUGUAUAAGUUAAUGGAGAAAAGAGAUAUGACUGAAGUGGAAACUCAAUUCAAGACCUUCCUCAUCCAGCUGCUGCGGGACCUCAUUGAUAGGCAGACCUGGACAGAUGAUGGCUCCGUCUCAGAGCAGAUGCUUCGGAGUCAGCUCCUCCUGCUGGCCUGUGUGCUCAAGUAUCAGCCCUGUGUGCAGAGGGCAGAAGGCUAUUUCAGAAAGUGGAAGGAAUCCAAUGGAAACAUGAGCCUGCCUAUUGAUGUGACCCUGGCAGUGUUUGCUGUGGGGGCCCAGAACACUGAUGGAUGGGAUUUUCUUUUUAGUAAAUAUCACUCUUCUUUAUCGAGUACCGAGAAAAGCCAAAUUGAAUUUGCCCUCUGUGUAAGCCAAAAUGAGGAAAAGCUUCAGUGGUUACUAGAUCAAAGUUUUAAGGGAGAUAUAAUAAAAACUCAAGAGUUUCCACAUAUUCUCACACUCAUUGGCAGAAACCCAGUGGGAUAUCCAUUGGCCUGGCAGUUUCUGAAGGAAAACUGGAAUAAACUUGUACAAAAGUUUGAACUUGGAUCAUCUUCCAUAGCCCACAUGGUAAUGGGAACAACAAAUCAAUUCUCUACCAAAACACGACUUGCAGAGGUAAAAGGAUUCUUCCACUCUUUGAAAGAAAAUGGCUCUCAGCUCCGUUGUGUCCAACAAACUAUUGAAACCAUCGAGGAAAACAUACAUUGGAUGGAUAAAAAUUUUGAUAAAAUCAGAGUGUGGCUGCAACAUGGAAAGCCUGAACUGCUGUAAGCAACUGUUUCUUGCCAAGUUUCCAUGAUCUGUAAUCACCUGAAUAUUGUUGAACGUGAAUAUUUUCAAACUAGAGAUUUUUUUUGGUUUUUUUGUUUUUUGGGUUUUUUGGCUCCAGCUGGAGAUACUCCCCUUCUCGUCAACUCUAUCAUUUGACCAUUUCUGUGAAAAGACUGGCUAGCAGUUUUUCAUCGAUAGAACAUUGCUUCCAUUUACAGGUGUUGCCCUGCAAUGAAAACCCAACUGGUGGGCGCUCUACCACAGAGGAGUAAAGUGCUUUAUUCUUCUCAUUUUAUGUUGUACAUUUAAAUGCCACAGUGUCCAAAUCUCUCAGCUCCGUAUGUCUGUCAUUCAUAUGCUAUUUCAUCAGAGCCCUUAGAAGGACAAAUAGUGAAGAACCCUAAAGGCCUGGAUCAAUAGCUAAGAAGGGAAGCGGCUAUUCUGGAUUUCUCCACAUCUGCAGUCCACCCUGUCUUCCUUGCUUCUGGUCCAGAUGCUGAUCUGUGGAGCCCAAGCCAUCAGGUUUCCUUCCCCUCUGGAUAUUGGUCAAUGGAGGGCCCCAGGAGUCUGUCCCUUCUCGAAAAGCAGAGUGCAUUUAUGGUGAUAGGAAACACCUUUCAUUUAAAGUUGUACUGGAGAGAUUUUUAGGGAGAGGAUGCUUUCUCUCUUGGCUCCUCAUCUGGCCGAUUUUUAAAAUUUCUUAAGACCUCACUAUUGGUACUUAUUGCCAGUACAUAAUUGCAGUGUCGCCAAUAGAUGAUAAUAUAUUAUGAAACUGAAAAUAUUUGCUUAUAAUAGCUCAAGUGAAGACAAUGUAUUCUACAGUUCUGAAUUGAAUCUUACAUAGGAAUCUCUGAAUGUACAUACAAAUUUCAAAACAAAAGAAUAUGACUAAUAUGAGAAAUGUCAAAAUGUGUUUCUAAUACUUUGGAAUAGAGUGGCUUUUACCCAAUUCCAUUUUUGUACCUAUUGCAUGGUUGAUGGUCUGAGAAAUGAAAAUAAAAACAAAUCACUUGUGAUUUCUUACCCAGGCUAGGUUACUUCUUAAAAAAAAUGCACAGUCAAGAUUUUAAUGUAAAAUACUUUGAUUUAAUUGUAUUUCAUAUCUUGACUAAUGAAACAAAAAUACUGACUUUCAGUUUGGGUCACCUGAGGAAUCUAUCUUCAUUACUUCUGAAAAGCUCAUUUUCUACACAGACACAAUAUUGCCGAAACAAUGUGCAGCAACCCUUUCAGUAAUAAAAAGUUGCUUCUUACUCCUAAGCAGA
This is a messenger RNA of Heterocephalus glaber (naked mole-rat), 4471 nucleotides long. RefSeq names its product endoplasmic reticulum aminopeptidase 1 (gene Erap1). Gene Ontology annotation, molecular function: zinc ion binding; metalloaminopeptidase activity; peptide binding. Gene Ontology annotation, cellular component: cytoplasm; membrane. Gene Ontology annotation, biological process: proteolysis; peptide catabolic process. The record is from RefSeq and is a predicted model, not a curated record. Lineage: Eukaryota; Metazoa; Chordata; Mammalia; Rodentia; Bathyergidae.